CGGAUAAGGAACAACAAUCGGUUAUCGUGCCGAUAAGGUAUCCGCUGGUUCAGUUACAGGUUUCUUCCGGCUGGCAGUUUUUGCGAGACCGACCCGCACGAUCUUCAAGAUUCCAGUGCAACAUGUUCGGGCAUCGUUUGUUACCGUUUAUCUUAACGGUGGUCGUAAUUUCAUUGGAUCCGAGCGACGCGGACAUCAGGAGAGACUGUCGAAAGGAGUCGAAGGUCACCUGGGUCGCGUUGAGGAGGUUGAAGGCCGGCGACUUCCAGCAGGACGACCAGAACCUGAAGUGCUACAUGAAGUGUUUCAUGGUGAAGCACGGUAUCCUGAACAAUAAAGCAGAGAUAGACGUGCAACGAGCGCUCAGGCACAUCCCCCGCAGCAUGCAGGAGUCCUCGAAACAGCUGUUUAAUAAAUGCAAAUCCGUCUACGGGGCCGAUCCGUGCGAUAAGGCCUUUCAGAUGGCCAAGUGUUACGUGAAUCAUCAUCCGGAGAUUCUGCAGAGCGUUCCGUUCCUCUAGAACCGCACUAUGGAUCCGGAGGAACUUUCGUGACCAGCUGCCACGAUUUUUGGGAGAGCGGACGAGGCGCUUUGGCAAUCGUUAGACUGCGCAUUAGAUUGUUCAAAUUAAGAAAAUUACGACCGAAGAAGAAGACAACGUUUAAUCCUGAUUUUCUGAAUAAAUAGAAAAACGAUUGAGAAAAUUG
This is a messenger RNA of Megalopta genalis, 708 nucleotides long. It is a transcript of the gene Obp9, whose product is annotated as odorant binding protein 9. The record is from RefSeq and is a predicted model, not a curated record. Gene Ontology annotation, cellular component: extracellular region. Gene Ontology annotation, biological process: olfactory behavior; sensory perception of smell. Gene Ontology annotation, molecular function: odorant binding; dibutyl phthalate binding. Lineage: Eukaryota; Metazoa; Arthropoda; Insecta; Hymenoptera; Halictidae.